AUGUCAGCACUCUCUGGACGCCUUUGUCUGGGGUUUGAUGAGCUAGCGAAGGGAAGUCAUGUCGAAAGACGGGGGUUUUUGUGCAGUCGAGUAGGGCGUGGGCCCGAAAUGUCCAAAAGAGGCCGAAUUCGAGUCGGCCAAAAGCCGCGCAGGUGCAUGAAGUGCCAGCAAGGACGACUCUCGUGUCACUCGAGUGAGGGCACAAGUGUCGUCGUGCGAUCGGGCUCCUUGGGAGUGCGGAGGCUCGCAGGGAACGGGUUACUCCAAACGCGGUCGUGUGGCUCACCUGAGGGCAAAGCGAGAGACAGGAUCCGAGGUGGGAUGGAUCUCCGGCGUGCCACCCAGCUCGUCGCUGUUACGAAUGCCUCGCAAUGGGCCAAAGGGGCAUGGAGAGAUGGAAAUUGCAGACGGCAGAAGGUGAGGACGUUUGCCCGUGGAGGUGGUGGAUGA
Messenger RNA from Purpureocillium lilacinum, 450 nucleotides. NCBI's taxonomy places the organism in Eukaryota, Fungi, Ascomycota, Sordariomycetes, Hypocreales, Ophiocordycipitaceae. The record is from RefSeq and is a predicted model, not a curated record.